CCGAGGCGUAACGCUUUUUUCACGUCAACGUAAUGACAAGUGAUUCAUGAGUUCGGUGACUAUUUUUCAAGUGUAAUACAAAGAGACAUUCAUAACGCAUCAGGCGAAGAUAUUGGGAUAUUUGAUCACAUUGUUUAGUGUUGCUCGUUUCGGAGGUGACUAGCUGGAAGUUAUCAAGGGUGGCCAGCUGGAAGUUACGGCUUGUUGGCCAGCUGGAAGUUAUCGCGGAGUGGCCAACUGGAAGUUAUCGCGAGGUGGCCAGCGGAAAGUUAUCGCGCGGAUUGGCCAACUGAAAGUUUUGCGGAGUGGCCAGCUGAAAAAUAUCGCCAAGUGGCCAGCUGAAAGUUAUCAAGGGGAAACUUGCUUAGAGGUGCCAAGGAGUGCCCAGCUGAAAGUUAUCGUGAGGUGACCAGCUGGGGGUUAUCGUGAGGCGACCAGCUGGGGGUUAUCGUGAGGUGACCAGCUGGGGGUUAUCGUGAGGCGACCAGCUGGGGGUUAUCGUAAGUUGACCAGCUGGGGGUUAUCGUGAGGUGACCAGCUUAAGGUUAUCGUGUGGUGACCAGCUGAACGUUAUCGCGGGGGGACCAGGUGGGGGUUAUCCUGAGGUGACCAGCUGGGGGUUAUCGUGAGGUGACCAGCUUAAGGUUAUCGUGUGGUGAUCAGCUGGACGUUAUCGCGGGGGGACCAGCUGGGGGUUAUAGUUAGGUGACCAGCUGGGGGUUAUCGUGUGGUGAUUAGCUGGACGUUAUCGCGGGAGGACCAGCUAGGGAUUAUCGCGUGGUGAUCAGCUGGACGUUAUCGCGGGGGGACCAGCUGGGUGUUAUCGCGGGGUGGCCGAGAGACAGAAUGAGAACGGGAUGAGAUACAAGCUAAAACUGCUGGCUGUACUGAUACCAAUCAGCUUGUGUUCCUGCUUCUACUUGAACCUGAUCCUCACAGGUGCCAUUAGGGAUGGCUCCCCCAUCCGACAACGCCUUCAGAGGCACCCAACGCUCAAUUCCAGUCGCCCAGGCAGGGACGGACAUCCAUUCUGCUCACCGCUUGGCUCAGUCUACACUAAUCCAAAGUGGGAUUUUCGCCGCUUUACCCGUCCGCAGUUCUUAUCCAGCUACAAGAACCCGUGUUUCCUCGGGAGACAAACAAAGGAUAACGUAACCAAGAGUGUCGGUCGCGUGCUUCACUGCCUGCCUUACUUCCUGGUGGCUGGCUUCCCGAAGGCUGGGACCACGGACCUGUGGCAACGCCUCAGUCAUCACCCGGAAAUCAUGCUCAAGCACAGGAAGGAGCCCAAUUUCCUCAACCUUGGCAGGUUCAGGGGUCCAUUUGAGGUUAUCACGAUGAUGUACAUGCGGUUACUGGGGAAGUCCGCUGUGGAACUACAGCGGCUGGUGGCGCCACUGGACUGUGGUCAUCCCUUCCCCUAUCAUCACGGCAUCACAGGUGAGGCGACAGUGGACGCGGCAUUCUCGAUGGGCAGCUGGCGGGCAACCCCGGGGAACGAAAACUGCAGUGAACCCCGAGUUACGAACGCCCAGUACGCCGCGCAACUCAACCCGGGCCUUAAGGUCCUCUUUCUCACCAGGGACCCUGUAGAAAGGAUCUACUCUGACUACAUUUACGAGGCACGGUUCCUGCGCUACCCGACCUCUCCGCAACUCUUCCACAAAGCCGUCACCAGGGCCAUAAAAAUGCAUAACGACUGCAGAAAGCACAGCUCACUCCGCGCAUGCGCAUACAAUAACACAUUGGAAAAUUAUCAGGCCCGUGUGCGGGUCGGGCUGUACCACGUGUAUAUCCGGGACUGGAUUGAGACGUUCUCGCGUGCGCAAGUGCUUGUUGUGCGCUCCGAAGACACCAUUGCCCUGGACACGCGAGAACACGAGUACAAUAGGAUGCUCAAGUUCCUCGACGUCCGGCCGUUCACCCGGAACGAGCAGGCGGUCGUCUUUAACCUAAAGCCAUCCAAUGCCCGGAGGCAAAAGGAGAUUGAGCAGGGCGACAUGCUUCCUGCCACCCGGCGGCUCCUUGAGGACUUCUACCGACCGCACAACGCAGAACUACAUGAGAUGUUUCCCGAGAUUGAUUACCUGUACAAUGACGUGCCGGGAACCACGGCGGAGUACACUGCGAAGUAAAUGUAGGGACCAGAAUGCAACGAGAAAUAGACAGUUAAAUUGUUGACCUGGGAUGCUCCCAGGGGAACUGGUUUCGGUCCUUGUUUUAGAAACUGUUUGUGUAAGAUUGAGAACACGAAACACAACAAAAACUGUAUACGGUGUGAAAUACUGCAACGUUGACAUCACUUCUUUAUUGCACACUCACCUACUGAGGAGUUUUUGGAUUGAGAACGAGUUGUUGCCAUAUCGAUUUGUCGAGAUUUGUUUGAGAUGACUCAAGAAGAAUUAAUCGUAGCAGUUGCAUGCAGGCGCAUUCAUCCAGUACAUUUAUCAUCGACAUAACUUGAAUUCAAUGCUUACUAGUUUUUCCUAUCUUUAAUUUAACGUCAUAUUGCUUGCAUGAACUUAAUGAUAUGUUCAUGAAUAGUUAGUUUGAAUACUGAGUAUUUUCUUAGAUAUACUGCGUAUUUUGAGUACGUGACUAAUACUGUGUAUUAUUCGUGGUCGACGGUGUCACCCCCUUCUCCAUUGGAACGCUAAAAUUUGGCCCAUUUUUACACAAUUCCUGAUGCGGAGGUUAGGCAUGCCGGGUUCAACUUACACAUCGAAAUUGCUUCGGGUUCAGCAGAUAACGAGCACAUGAACAUGUCUGUCAUAUAAAAUACUCCCAUUAAUAAAUGAAUCGUCAAUCAAAAAUACAAAGGCUUUUUUUCCGUCGCACAUUUAGACAUAGGAAACAAAGCUUAUUUAAAGGGCCAUGGUGCUGAAUCAUCAACCCAUCGACCCUCAAUCUCAUAUCCAGGGACUGAUCACAUCGGUUCAAUAUUGAAAUGCAACCUGAGAAAAAAAACAAACAAUGAAUAUCAGAAUAAUUGAGAAUACCAUCUAUUAAAGCACAAGAAAACCCGUGGGUGGCCUAUAAAUGGUAUUGCUACAACUAUCUGGCCGUUUUGGUGUAACUACAUGUAUAUGUAGCCUUGAAGAGUCAUGCUUCGUUCAAUGAAACUACGACCUCUAACCACUAGCCACCAUACGUGUAAUUACUUAUCUAUGUGUCCACAUCUAGGUUAUCUCCUAAUAUAAAAUUAUCUGUUGAAUAUAUAAAAAAAUCCAAAAUAACUCAAACUCCAUUACAUUUCCAACGUAUAUAAGGUAAGAUGAUAUACUUGUUUUAUAUAAACAUGGACUAUUUAGUAAUAAAAACCCGACAAUACUAUUUAUAUAUCAAUUAAUAUGUUAUUUAAAUGUAUAUCUCGUAGUUAGUGAUAUGAAUCCAAUGUUUGAAUUUGAAUUUCGUUGUGGGAAGAGAAUGGAAUAUUAUGAUUUAUUAAAUCACGUUGAUGGAUGGUGACUAGUUUCCAUAGACAUUUGUACAAUAUGUGUGGUGAGACUUACAAUAAAAUAUCUUAGACAAUU
This is a messenger RNA of Mya arenaria, 3533 nucleotides long. RefSeq names its product carbohydrate sulfotransferase 15-like. The coding region runs from base 858 to 2135 and encodes 425 amino acids. The record is from RefSeq and is a predicted model, not a curated record. The transcript has 9 exons. Gene Ontology annotation, biological process: hexose biosynthetic process. Gene Ontology annotation, molecular function: N-acetylgalactosamine 4-sulfate 6-O-sulfotransferase activity. NCBI's taxonomy places the organism in Eukaryota, Metazoa, Mollusca, Bivalvia, Myida, Myidae.